Messenger RNA from Ascochyta rabiei, 1644 nucleotides. RefSeq lists its product as uncharacterized. Gene Ontology annotation, biological process: transmembrane transport. The record is from RefSeq and is a predicted model, not a curated record. The coding region runs from base 1 to 1644 and encodes 547 amino acids. Gene Ontology annotation, molecular function: transmembrane transporter activity. The transcript is spliced from 5 exons. Lineage: Eukaryota; Fungi; Ascomycota; Dothideomycetes; Pleosporales; Didymellaceae.
AUGGCACGUUCGCUACGAGCCCACCAUCCUACAAAAACUGAAAUCGUCGACCUUGCGGCUCUGGAGGGUCACGAUGCAGACAUACCCAGCAACCUAGGCUCAAUACACAAUGUUCACAGCAACCCUUCCACGCAGCCACACACCCCGCUGUAUGAGAAGGAUGUUAAGCCGUCGGCUUUCGAAAGGGACAUCGAGAAGGGUGCGAGUCCUUCCUCGACCUCGAUAGCUGGCGAGCCGAAUGAAGGAGUGGAAGAAGACCCUAACGUUAUCGACUUCGACGGACCAGAUGACCCACAGAACCCCAUGAACUGGAAGUUCUGUAAAAAAUGGGGGAUGGUGUUGUUGAUAUCUGCGAUUACCUUCCUCACGCCACUGGCGAGUUCCAUGUUUGCGCCUGGUGUACCAGAAGUCAUGCGAGACUUCAACUCAACGAAUGACAUGCUUCAAGGCUUCAUGGUAUCAGUCUAUGUUCUUGGAUUCAGCUUCGGGCCCCUGAUCAUCGCGCCCUUAUCGGAGAUGUAUGGGCGGCUACCCUUGUAUCACUCUUGCAACUUACUCUUCAUCAUCUUCACCGUUGCGGCUGCCGUUUCUACGAACAUGAUUAUGUUUAUAAUGUUCAGGUUCUUGAUGGGCACUGUAGGAGGUGCUCCAAUGGUGCUUGGGGGUGGUACGAUUGCUGACCUGAUACCACGUGAACAUCGAGGCACAGCCAUGGCAGUGUGGAUGAUGGGGCCAACCAUUGGACCUUGUAUUGGUCCCGUAAUUGGGGGCUUUCUUACCGUCGCUAAAGGCUGGCGAUGGAACUUUUGGUUCGUCGCUAUAGUGGCUGGCGCAUUCUUUGCCAUGUCACUCAUUCUGAUGAGCGAGACAUCCGCACCGAUCAUUUUAGAACGUAAGACCAAAAAGUUACGAGCGGAGACGGGAAAUGAAGUGUUGCGAUCCAAGUUCGACAGUGGUCUAACCACUAGGAAGCUAUUCAUAUUUUCCAUCGUUCGACCUGCAAAGAUGCUCACACGCUCGACUAUCUGCUUCGCUAUCUCGCUAUACGUCGCCAUAACGUACACAUACCUCUAUAUCCUCUUCACCACCUUUACUGCAGUCUUCACGAACCAAUACCACUGGCAUGGCGGCAUUACUGGUCUAUCGUUUCUCGGUCUAGGCAUAGGAUCCUUGAUAGGCCAAUUCGUAUAUAUCCACUACGGCAACCGGACUGUCUCGAAGCACAUCGAACGGGGAGAUUUCAAGCCAGAACAGCGUUUGCAUAUCAUGUGCGUUGGUGGCUUCUUUCUGCCAAUCGGCUUACUCAUUUACGGCUGGUCUGCAAACUACAAGACCCACUACAUAGUGCCACUCAUCGGUACUGGCAUUAUCGGCUUCGGACUUCUUAUGACGUUUAUGCCAGCCAACACCUAUCUCAUCGACGUAUUUACAAAGCACGCUGCUAGCGCAAUGGCUGCGAACACGGUCCUUCGUAGCUUGAUGGCUGCAUUGGUCCCAUUGAGCAGCCAGAAGAUGUACGCUGCCUUGGGCUUGGGAUGGGGGAAUAGUCUCCUUGCAUUCGUCAGUUUAGCGUUGGUGCCUAUACCUUUCCUGUUUAUCAAGUACGGCGAGAGGAUCAGAACAAAAAGCACAGUCAAACUAUGA